AUGGAUGGAUGGAUGGAUGUCCAGCACCACUCUGAGAAGAACACGGACGCCGCCUUGCUGCCGACCAUCAGCUACCCCGCCUUCGCCGUGGACGACGACGCCCUCUGCAGUCAGACGCUGGACAAGAUCGUCCGCAAGCUGCGGGGCAAGUACGGCUUCAAGCGCUUCAUCCGCGACGGGUACCGCACCACCAACGAAGACAAAGAGCGCCGCUACUACAAACCCGCAGAAAUGAAGCUUUUUGACGGCAUCGAGUGCGAGUUCCCCAUAUUUUUCAUCUUCAUGAUGAUUGACGGUGUGUUCAGAGGUAAUCGGGCUCAGGUGAAAGAGUACCAGGACCUCCUUGAACCCGUCAUCUUUCAGUCCUACGAAGGCCACGCCGUGGUUCCCAAGUACUACUACGUGCCCGCCGACUUUGUGGAGGCGGAACAAAACCAGCACGGCAGCCAGAAGCGUUUCCCCAGCAACUCGGGACGCGACGGCAAGCUCUUCCUGUGGGGCCAAGCCCUCUUCAACAUCGCCAAGCUGCUAGUGGACGAGCUGAUCAGCCCCAAAGACAUCGACCCCAUCCAUCGCUACGUGCCCGGCCAGGACCAACGCAACGUCAGCAUGAGAUACUCCAACCAGGGUCCCAUCGAGAACGACGUGGUGGUUCACGUGGCGCUGAUAGCUGAGAGCCAGAGACUGCAGGUGUUUCUGAAUACUUACGGCAUUCAGACUCAGACGCCGCAGCAGGUGGAGCCCAUUCAGAUCUGGCCUCAGAAGGAACUGGUGAAGGCGUACCGCUUCCUGGCCGUCAAUAAGAAGCUGGGCCUGAGUGGGCGUCCGGAUCGACCCGUGGGCUGCAUCGGCACCUCCAAGAUUUAUCGCAUCCUCGGCAAGACGGUGGUGUGCUACCCGAUCGUCUUUGAUCUGAGCGACUUCUACCUGUCCCAGGAUGUGAUGCUGCUGAUUGACGACAUCAAGAACGCCUUGCAGUUCAUCAAGCAGUGUUGGAAGAUGCCGGGCCGUCCUCUCUUCCUGGUCCUCAUCCACGAGGACAACAUCAAGGGAAGCCGCUUCAGUCCAGUCCUGGACAUGCUGGCUUCCUUCAAGAAGGGCAGCAUUGGAGGGGUCAAAGUUCACGUGGACAGACUCCAGACCUUGAUAUCUGGAGCCGUGGUUGAGCAGCUGGACUUCCUGCGAGUCAACGAGGCCGAGAUCCCGGAGUUCAGGAGCUUUGAGGAGCUGGAGAUGCCCAAACACUCCAAGGUGAAGCGUCAGACCAGCACGCCCAACGCCUCCGACCUGGAGCAGCAGCCCGAGAUCAGCGUGGACGAGUGGCUGCACAAGCCCACCGACGAGGUCCUCCAGAAGUUCCACGACUGCGACUGCUUAGCCAGCCAGGCUCAGCUUGCUGGGAUCCUGAUCCAGAGGGAAGGCCCGCACUUUCUGGAUAAAGAUGAGAGCCUGAUGGACGAGCUGGAGAGGAUCUACAGGAGAGCUGGCAGCAGGAAGCUUUGGUCUGUUGUCCGUCUUGCUGCCAGUCUGUUAAGUAAGCUAGUGGACAGCCUGGCCCCCAGUAUUACUAGUGUGUUAGUGCAUGGCAAGCAGGUGACCCUGGGCGUGUUCGGCCGCGAGGAGGAGGUGAUCUCCAACCCGCUGUCGCCCGGCGUCAUCCAGGGCAUCAUCUACAGCAAGUGCUGCCCACCAGGGGGCGAGCGCGAGGCGGUCCUGCAGCAGGAGCUGGUCAUCCACAUCGGAUGGAUCAUCUCCAACAACCCCGAGCUCUUCAGCGGCAUGCUCAAGAUCCGAGUCGGGUGGAUCGUGCAGGCCAUGAAGCAGGAGCUGAAGGUCCGGGCGGGGGACAUGUGCCCCCAGGACAUCUACCAGCUGUCCCCCAGCGACAUCAAGCAGCUCCUGCUGGACGUCCUGCAGCCUCAGCACACCCGCAGGUCCUGGCUCCACCGUCGCCAGAUCGACGGCUCCUUGAACCGAACCCCGCUGGGCUUUUACGACCGGGUCUGGCAGAUCCUGGAGAGGACGCCCGGCGGGAUCCUGGUCGCCGGGACGCACCUUCCGCAGCAACCCACGCUGUCGGACAUGACCAUGUACGAGAUGAACUUCUCCCUGCUGGUGGAGGACACGCUGAAGAGCAUCGUCCUGCCCGAGUACAGACAGGUGGUCGUGGAGCUCCUGAUGGUGGUCUCCAUCGUGCUGGAGAGGAACCCCGAGCUGGAGUUCAGCAGCGAGGUGGACCUGGACGCUCUGGUGAGGGACGCCAUGGCCGACUUCCAGAAGGACGGCUUCGGGAAGCAGGACGUCACGCAGGCCUUCUUCAACACGGCCCCUGUGGGCCAGAGGAGCACCUCCAGCUACCUGACCAAGGCCGUCCUGGUCCAGCUUCUGCGGGGCGACGUCAAGCCCUGCAAGGACGACCCCUGCUCUGUUAGCUAGCUGCUUUGCUCAGCCGCUAGCACGAUGGCGCUAGUCCCGCUAAUCCUUCGGCGAGAAUUGAGGUGGAAGAUGUUAGCAUAAACAAGCUACAUGCUGGCGGGCGUGGCGCCAUUUUGUUUCUUGUCUCAUCGUAGCGCAGUUAGCUAAUAAAGCUAGCCUAAUUAACUCCGAGUUUAGCAUAAAUAAUUUUUGGUAAACACUGAGACUGCUAGUAGCUAGCACAAUAAACUCUCGCCCUUCAGCAGCCAUCUUGGAAAGGUACUGAGCUAGCUUCUAAAUGUUUGUAGAUUCUAUCUCAAAAUAAUGUUCUGCCACAAUUUUUUGUCAUGAAUCAGCUCCUCCCACUAGAAUUUUUACUGGCAACGACAAGCUAAAUGCUAGCGGGCGUGGCGCCAUUUUGUUUCUUGUCUGUAAUCGUAGCGCAGUUAGCUAAUAAAGCUAGCCAAUUUAACUCCAAGUUAGUUGGCCUAGUUUAGCAUAAAGAAAUUAAAAUAUCGACAAGCACUUAAAAACUCCUAAACAGAACAUCAUUUUUUGUAAACACUGAGACUGCUAGUAGCUAGCACAAUAAACGCUCACCCUUCAACAGCCAUCUUGGAAAGGUACUGAGCUAGCUUCUAAAUGUUUGUUACCACACUUUUUUUGACAUGUAUCAGCUCCUCUGACUAGCAUUUUUCUUACCUACAACAAGCUAAAUGCUAGCGGGCGUGGCACCAUUUUGUUUCUUGUCUCAUCGUAGCGCAGUUAGCUAAUAAAGCUAGCCUAAUUAACUCCAAGUUAGUAUCCGAGUUUAGCAUAAAGAAUUUUUGGUAAACACUGAGACUGCUAGUAGCUAGCACAAUAAACUCUUGCCCUUCAGCAGCCAUCUUGGAAAGGUACUGAGCUAGCUUCUAAAUGUUUGUUGAUUCCAUCUCAAAAUAAUGUUCUGCCACACUUUUUCUGACAUGAAUCAGCUCCUCCGACCAGCAUUUUUCUUAACAACAACAAGCUAAAUGCUAGCGGGCGUGGCGUCAUUUUGUUUCUUCUCUCAUCGUAGCGCAGUUAGCUAAUAAAGCUAGCCUAAUUAACUCCAAGUUAGUUGGCUUAGUUUAGCAUAAAGAAAUGAAAAUAUCUGCAAGCACUUAAAACCCCAAAGAUAUUUUUUUUUUGUAAACACUGAGACUGCUAGUAGCUAGCAUGAUAAACUCUCGCCGCUCCGCAGACAUCUUGGAAAGGUUUUGAACUAGCUUUUAAAGUUCUGUUGAUUAUAUCUCAAAAUAAUGUUCUGCCACACUUUUUUGUCAUGAAUCAGCUCCUCUGACUAGCAUUUUUACUGGAAACAACCUUUUGUUUCUUGUCUGUAAUCGUAGUGCAGUUAGCUAUUAAAGCUAGCCUAAUUACUCCAAGUUAGUUGGCCUAGUUUAGCAUAAAGAAAUGAAAAUGAAAAACCCCCUAAACAAAACAUAGUUUUCUGUAAACACUGAGACUGCUAGUAGCUAGCGUGAUAAACUGUCACCGCUUCACAGACAUUUAUGAGCCCCAUUUUGACAAGCUAACUGUUAGCUUGUAGCAUGCUAAUAUCAUAACCUACUCAUUUUGGUGACUGUGGUGCUGUUAUGAUAGCUCUAGCCCAUGUCAAGAUUUUAGGUUGAGUUUGUUAGCGACAACGAGCUAAAUGACAGCACUUUGUUUCUUGUAGCAUAUAAAAUAAUAGCGGAUGAAACAGCUUAAGUAGCCAAAUUUGCCAAAUUCAAAAUUUUUAGGGAGUAGAUGCUAAAUGUGCGAUUGACUAGUCAGUUCAAGAAGUUUAUGAGCCCCAUUUUGACAAGCUAACUGUUAGCCUGUAGCAUGCUAAUCUCGUAACCUACUCAUGUUGGUGCCUUUGGUGCUGUUAUGUUAGCUCCAACCCUUGACAAGAUUUUAGGUUGAAACCGUUAUCGACAACGAGCUAAAUGCCAGCACUUUUGUUUCUUGUCUGUAGUUGCGCGUGUAGCGGAUUAGCUUAGUUUAGCAUAAAGAAAGAAAUCAACCACUGGCACUUAUCUCUCGGAGAAAACAGUUUUCUGUGACUACUGAGACUGCUAUAAGCUUUUUCGUGGGUCGUUUGAGUGUAUUCUUUCAAAAUUGGGCAGCCAUCUUGGAGAGGUCUUGCUAGCUAGCUUGAAAAAUAUUAUUGAUUAUGGCUCAAAAUUCUGUUUAAAAUUAUUUUAUCUGAAACUUGUGAACAAUUCUUGACGUAAAUUAUCUACUUAAACAACUCACUGUUUUUUUACCCAAUUGUUUUUUUUAAGUUAGCUGCCAUAGCAUCUAAAAUAAUAGCGGACGACAAAAGCUUAAGUAGCCAAAUUUGCUACAUUAAAAGACUUGUUGCAAUUCAACAUUUUUACGGAGAAGAUGCUAAAUGUGCACAAUAUACUGUCGUCCGUUCAAGAAGUUUAUGAGCCCCAUUUUGACAAGCUGACUGUUAGCCUGUAGCAUGCUAAUCUCGUAACCUACUAAUUUCGGUGCCUUUGGCGCUGUUAUGAUAGCUGUAACCCAUGACAAGAUUUUAGGUUGAAUUUGUUAGUGACAACGAGCUAAAUGCCAGCUCUUUGUUGCUUGUCAGUAGUUGCGCGUGUAGCGGAUUAGCUUAGCGUAGCAUAAAGAAAAACCUCAUCCAACGGCACUUAUCUCUCGGAAAAAACGGUUUUCUGUGAACAUCGGGACUGCUAUAAGCUUUUUUUCUGUGCGUCGUUUUGAAUGUAUUCUCACAAAUUUUGGCAGCCAUCUUGGGAAGGGCUAGCUAACCUUACAAGCUUUGUGAGCUAGUAAGGUUUGUUGACAAUGGUUCAAAAAAACGUCUGUUCAAAUGCCUUUUCUGUGACACCUGUGAACAUUUCUUGACGUUAUUCAUCCCUCACCCACAUUUUCCCCGCCAUUUUGUUCCUACUUAAACAAUUUGCUGCCCAACAUUGUAUGUGUCGUCAGACCUCAGCUAGCGGUACAUCAUUUAACAAAAAAUGGACGAAUCAGCAGAAACAGACAAAUAUAUUUUAGUGGAUGUUUGACAUGUUUACGGCGAACAUACAAAUUAGGGUAAAUGCGCCAUGCUAGCUGUUAGCCUGCAUGCUAGUCAUAUUGCUAAUCCAGUGCAUGCACGCAAAGCUACAGUGCGUUAGCAUAGUUUACGCACAUGUGAAAAUGUUGAUUGUUUGCUGGGUUUCAGCAUUUUGGUGGUGUUAGCGAAUAGAACCACCCGUUUUUGGGUCCGGUUGGAGUUAUUCCGCUGAUUGGCAGACGCUAGAAAAAGUGAUUAAAAAUGGUUUCAAGUGUGUCGUGGAGUGUCUGUGUCGUCAAUCCACCCACCGGAAGUGGUUCGAGUGGCGAUAUGGUCUGUUCCAGGGUCAAACCGUUAACAUUUUGCCGUAUAAAAAAGGUGUGUCCUUGCUAGUUGGUUCUACCAGGCUAACUGUCGCCAGGAUAAAUGAGCUCUGACAAAGGUUUAAUUGGGUUUGGGCUGAGACGAGACUAAAGAAGAUGUCACCCUGGCUGGAUGUCCUGCGGGGAAUUUUUAAUCAGCACUUUUAA
This is a messenger RNA of Entelurus aequoreus (snake pipefish), 5982 nucleotides long. Its product is annotated as phosphorylase b kinase regulatory subunit beta-like. Gene Ontology annotation, molecular function: calmodulin binding. Gene Ontology annotation, biological process: glycogen metabolic process. NCBI's taxonomy places the organism in Eukaryota, Metazoa, Chordata, Actinopteri, Syngnathiformes, Syngnathidae. The record is from RefSeq and is a predicted model, not a curated record. Gene Ontology annotation, cellular component: phosphorylase kinase complex.